GUUGGAUUUAGACAUUUUUGUCCUUUGCUUCAGUCGACAAGCGUGAGUGAUCCCUAGCUUUGUUCUUCUCCCUUCCUCCAAUGGCUACCACAUCCAACUACCUCGAGGAGCACUACGAUAACGACGACGAGGAUGACGAUGAAUUCGACGGCGAUGACGACGACGAUGAGCCCUCCCCGCCACUCUCAGCUGGCAGCGAGGAGGAUCGCCUCGAGUCCGUUCUUCGUCGGCUCACGGCGGACGAGGUCCGGAUCCGGGUGCACGACGUCGCGAUCCGGGGCUGCGCCCGCACGCGCCGCGCCGCGGCGGAGGCGGCGGUGGGGUCGGACCUCUCGCGCGCCGCCACCGUGCCGGAGCUCCUGCGCGCCGCCGCAGCGGCCGGCGAGCGGCUCCGUCGCCUCGGCGCCUUCGAAUCCGUCUCCAUCACCCUCGACGCCGCGCCGCCGGGGGUCCCUGCCGACGGGAGAGGUGGCGUUGUCGUCGUCCUUGUCGAUGUUACCGAGGCUCGAGGCGCCGCUGCCGGCGGACUCGGUAUCUUCGCCAACACGGAGACUAGAUCAUGCUCAGUUGAUGGUUCACUGAGGUUCAAGAAUCUUUUUGGAUACUGUGAGACCUGGGAUGCAUCUGGUACUUUUGGUCUAGAUCAGACAAUGGAGCUCGGUGUUGGGGCAACAAUACCAAGAAUUGGAGCAAUACCAACUCCAUUGAUGGCUCGAGUGUCAUUUCUCUCCGAGGACUGGUUAAAGUCCUCAAUCAAAGAACACCUGAUGGGUGUUUCUGUUGGUUUACUCUCCACGAUGAACCAUAACCUUGCUUACAAUCUCUCAUGGAGAACUAUAACUGACCCAGCGCGGAUGUCAUCCAGUUCCAUAAGGGAGCAGUUAGAGCAUAGUCUACUAUCCUCUAUGAAAUAUACAUACAAAAUUGAUCAGAGAGAUUCAAGGAUAAGACCGACACGUGGAUAUGCUUUUCUUUCGUCUUCUCAGGUUGGAGGUCUUGCCCCAGACAGCAAAACCGCACGUUUUGUUAGACAGGAAUUUGAUCUUCGGGUAUCUAUGCCGCUGGGUGUUUGGAAUGGUGCUCUGAAUGCCGGAGUGGCUGCAGGGGUCAUCAAUCCAUUAGCAAGAGGAUCAACAGGCUCUGUCUCACCACUUCCAGAACGUUUCUACUUGGGCGGCAAUAAGUCUCUUGUUUGCCGCUUGGGUGGGCCAUCAUCACUACUGGGCUUCAAGUCUAGAGGGCUGGGGACGACAGGAUCGCAAACCUGUGCCCCCAAGAAUUCUGAGAAUGGUUCUUCCAUCUCCCCUGAGCUAGAUGCAGUGGGUGGUGACAUAGCACUCACAGCUUUUGCUGAUCUGUCAUUUGAUCUACCUCUGAAGCCGCUCAGGGAGCUUGGUAUUCAUGGCCAUGCAUUUGUCUCAGCUGGCAAUCAUGCUAAGCUCACAGAGCGUGAUAUCAGAAAAUUUCCCCUUACCGAGUUCCUAAAAACGUUCAGGAGUUCUGCAGGAUUUGGUGUAGUUGUGCCAACCAGACUGUUUCGCAUAGAGAUGAAUUAUUGCCACAUCCUAAAACAGUUUGACCAUGACGAGGCGAAGACAGGCAUACAGUUUAACUUUUCUUCGCCCUAAUUUCUUUUGUGACACCUUAUUUAAUAUUUGUAUUAUUUUUCUUAAUAUGGCCCCACUUGUUAUUCUUUUUUCCUUCAAGAACUUGCGAGCCUAUCAUAGAUACUUCACAAACUGUAGAUGAUGAAUUCCUGGCCUGGCUAGUCGAUUAAUUGCUGUGGCCUGUAAAGUCUCGAAUCUGAAUGAAAAUAAGAGACAAAGAGCUUUUGUUUUCAA
Messenger RNA from Lolium perenne, 1841 nucleotides. RefSeq lists its product as uncharacterized. Gene Ontology annotation, cellular component: outer membrane. The record is from RefSeq and is a predicted model, not a curated record. NCBI's taxonomy places the organism in Eukaryota, Viridiplantae, Streptophyta, Magnoliopsida, Poales, Poaceae.